UGUAAGAAACUAUGAAGCUGUUAAAAAAACUACUUGUGAUAUAUGUGUUUACCAUUGUCUCAUGGAUCAUAAUUACCAAUUACUACAGCCAAAACAUUGUGUGUGUUUGUUCAACAUCUCAUCCAACAGACCAGAAACAAAUAGAUGAAAGAUAUACAGAUAUUCAAAUUGAUAACAAAAUUAUACCGUUGUCAUCAACUGUUACUGUUCAACAUGUUCAACAGGUUACUUAUAUACAGAAGGAUCGGACUAAAGCUGAUAUAUCAUUGUCUAAUAUUACACAAAAAGAGAAAACAAUUAUAGGUAAAGUGAUCACCGAUAAUUUCAGAAGUUUCUAUGUAAAUGCAUCGGCGGAUCAAUUAAACGACCCCCUAAUUCAUCAACAUCGAUAUAUUCCUUUGCUCAACAAUGUUUUGAAAUGUUAUGAGAAAGAUGUAUUUCUUUUAGUUUUUGUUCAUAUAAAAACUUCGAACUUUGAAGGACGUCAUUUGAUUCGUUCUACCUUUGGAUCCAUUUCUAAUUAUGAGAACAAACUCAUCGAAUACGUUUUCGUGCUUGGACAGACGAAAAAUGAAACACUCCAACGGGCUAUUAAACGUGAAAGUGAACAUUACAAAGACAUUGUUCAAGGUAAUUUUAUAGAUUCAUACAGAAACCUAACAUACAAACUUGUCUUUAGUUUGUUUUGGGUAAAUAAUUUCUGUAACAACGCAAAAUUUGUCAUAAAAAUGGAUGAAGAUAUUUCAAUAAAUGUUCCCCGUUUAAUUCCUUAUCUCUUAAAGAAAACUGACAACAACUCUGCAUCAAAUAUUUUGGAAUGUAAAAUGAUUACACGUAAUAAGCCUCAACGUCGUCGCCGACACAAGUGGUAUAUAUCAUUGGAAGAAUAUCCAUUUUCGAAAUUCCUUCCAUACUGUGCCGGACACAGUUCAAUUAUGUCAAUGGAUAUCGUACGGAAAAUGUACAACGCCUCAAAGAAAGUCCCGUUUCUAUGGUUGGAGGAUGUUUAUGGUAGUGGAUUUUUAUCUUUGCUCUCACAAUUGAGAAUUUCAAUGCCAAAUUGUUACAUAAGUCCUGUGAAACGCAAUCUUAAAGCUCAGCCAUGUUAUCUUUUCUAUCUAAAUAAUUUAAAGAGUGUGAAUAAUUCUAUAACCAUUUGGGAAACAAUAAAAUCCCAUAACAUAUCUAUGUCUUGUAAAUGUUGAAAUAAUGGCGGGUAAACUGCUCAUCGUAUUCCAAUCAUCAGUUUUUUUAGAUAUCCUACAAAGUUGAUUC
Mytilus trossulus (common blue mussel) is the source of this 1275-nucleotide messenger RNA. RefSeq names its product beta-1,3-galactosyltransferase 1-like. The record is from RefSeq and is a predicted model, not a curated record. The transcript has a single exon. NCBI's taxonomy places the organism in Eukaryota, Metazoa, Mollusca, Bivalvia, Mytilida, Mytilidae. The coding region runs from base 12 to 1205 and encodes 397 amino acids. Gene Ontology annotation, molecular function: hexosyltransferase activity. Gene Ontology annotation, cellular component: Golgi membrane.